AUGACUAGUGGAUAUGGUGGUGGGAGUGGGGUCGGAGUGAAAGGAGUGUUCAUAGGAGCAGGUUGCAACAGAAUAGUGAACAACGUUUCAUGGGGUGCUUGUGAUUUUGUCGCUUUUGGUGCCCAAAACGCCGUCGCUAUUUUCAACCCCAAGACUGCUCAAAUUUCGACUACGCUUCCGGGACACAAGGCUGCUGUGAAUUGUACCCAGUGGCUCCCAAGUAACAAGUUUGCAUUUAAAGCUAAACAUUUGGACCGGCAUUAUUUGCUAUCUGGAGAUGCCGCUGGUGCCAUUAUUUUAUGGGAGUAUUCUGUUCUUGAAGGGAAGUGGAGGAAUGUACAACAAGUACCUCAGUUGCACAAGAAGGGUGUCACAUGUAUUACUGGAAUUAUGGUUUCUCAAACUGAGGCAGUCUUUGCCUCUACUUCUUCCGAUAGUACGGUUCAUUUAUGGGAGGUUGUUUUUCCAUCUACUAGUGGAGGUGACUGUAAUUUGUUGCAUCUGGAUUCUCUGUGUGUUGGUGUAAAACCUAUGGUAGCGCUUUCAUUAUCUGAGUUGCCCGGAAGUGCUGGCUAUUUAGUCCUGGCAAUGGGAGGACUGGAUAACAAGAUUCACCUUUACUGCGGGGAGAGGAGAGGAAAGUUUGUUCGAGGUUGCGAGUUGAAAGGGCAUACAGAUUGGAUCAGAAGUCUAGAUUUCUCAUUACCUGUAUGCACCACUGGUGAGGCAAAUAACGUCCUACUUGUGAGUUCUUCUCAAGACAGAGGCAUACGCAUAUGGAAGAUGGAUUUGAGGGAUUCGUUGGACAGCAACCAGAGUGCUUACAGGAAAGAAAAAAUAAGGUUAGCAUCUUAUAUAGAGGGCCCUGUACUUGUUGCUGGCACAAACUCAUAUCAGAUAUCAUUGGAAUCUCUUCUAAUUGGACAUGAGGACUGGGUGUAUUCAGUGGAGUGGCAACCCCCAUCAACUGCAUCUCCAGAAGGGAUUGCCUACUGUCAACCCCAGAGCAUCUUAUCUGCAUCUAUGGACAAAACAAUGAUGAUUUGGAAACCAGAAAAGACUUCUGGUAUCUGGAUGAAUGUUGUUACUGUCGGAGAGUUAAGUCAUUGUGCUCUGGGGUUUUAUGGUGGCCAUUGGAGCCCUAAUGGAGAUUCAAUUUUAGCACAUGGAUAUGGUGGAUCUUUCCAUCUCUGGAAAAAUGUCGGUACUGAUUUUGAAAAUUGGCAACCACAAAAAGUUCCAUCUGGGCAUUUUGCAGCAAUAACAGAUAUUGCGUGGGGAAGAUAUGGUCAAUACUUGCUGUCAGUCAGUCACGACCAGACAACUCGAAUUUUUGCUCCUUGGCAAAAUGAGGCGUCUCUAGGAGACGAGGAAUCUUGGCAUGAAAUUUCUCGCCCUCAAGUUCAUGGUCAUGAUAUUAACUGUGUGGCCAUCAUCCAAGGAAAGGGGAACCAUCGUUUUGUCAGUGGAGCUGAUGAGAAAGUUGCCAGGGUGUUUGAAGCUCCUUUAUCUUUCUUGAAGACAUUGGGUCAUGCCAUUUCACAAAAGUCUAGCUUUACUGAGGAUAUCCAAGUAGGUGUUCAGAUUUUGGGUGCCAAUAUGUCUGCUCUUGGGCUAUCACAGAAACCUAUUUAUGUUCAUGCUGAGCAGCAGACACCAGACAGGAAUCUAAAUGAUAACCUUGAUACUUUCGAAGCCAUUCCUGAUGCAGUUCCAGUUGUGUUCACUGAACCUCCCAUUGAAGAUCAACUGGCAUGGCAUACACUGUGGCCAGAGUCACACAAACUUUACGGUCAUGGAAAUGAGCUGUUUGCUCUGUGCAGUGAUCAUGAUGGGACACUUGUUGCUUCUUCAUGUAAGGCCCAAUCAGCAGCAGUAGCGGAAAUAUGGCUAUGGCAAGUUGGUUCAUGGAAAGCAGUCGGUCGCUUGCAGUCUCAUAGUUUGACAGUGACACAAAUGGAAUUCUCGCAUGAUGACAAAUUCCUGUUGGCUGUAUCAAGGGAUCGCCAGUUCUCUGUAUUUUCAAUCGAUAAAACAGGCACCGAUGAAACUAGUUACCAGCUUGUAUCAAAGCAGGAGGCACACAAAAGAAUCAUAUGGGCAUGUUCUUGGAAUCCAUACAGCUAUGAAUUUGCAACUGGCUCGAGGGACAAGACAGUGAAGAUCUGGACUGUGGGAAAAGACUCUUCCGUUAAGCAGCUCACGACUCUGCCGCAGUUCAAUAGUAGCGUCACAGCCCUAUCUUGGGUUGGUCUCGAUUGCAAGAGCAAUGACGGGCUCCUUGCAGUUGGAAUGGAAAACGGUCUCAUUGAAUUAUGGAGUCUAUCUGUUAAAAGAAGUGAAGAUGGAGUAGCAGCAGAUGCAGUUGCUGCAGCCCUUGUUGUACGGCUGGAUCCAUUGAUGUGCCAUGUUUCUUCAGUAAAUCGAUUGGCAUGGAGAAAUCGCAGGAAUGAAGAUUCCAGUAGCAGCAUACAGCUUGCUUCCUGUGGGGUGGACCAAUGCGUGAGAGUGUUUGAAGUUAACGUUAACUAA
Molecule: messenger RNA, 2532 nt
Organism: Prunus armeniaca (apricot)
Lineage: Eukaryota; Viridiplantae; Streptophyta; Magnoliopsida; Rosales; Rosaceae
Source: the annotation of a GenBank genome assembly